This is a messenger RNA of Hymenoscyphus albidus, 3768 nucleotides long. The record is from the annotation of a GenBank genome assembly. NCBI's taxonomy places the organism in Eukaryota, Fungi, Ascomycota, Leotiomycetes, Helotiales, Helotiaceae.
AUGAGCACAACAAAGCUCCCUCCGCCUCCACCUUCACCUCAACACCAUGUACAGAACAGAGAUGCCGCUUAUGGUGGCAAAACGACUGCGAGGAUGAACAAGGGGAAGAUUAUGAGGAAGCUGCUUGGCCAGCCAGCACCUUCUCAGACCCAGAGUACCGACCAGACCAUCGCAGACCUUUCUCAACUUCGCCCUAUUACUUCGCAAAGCACGAGUCACCACAUCGGCGCGCCUAUCGCAUGUCUUGACCGAUCUCCAGACGGACACCGCGCAGUGAUUGCAGGAGCUAAGGUCUUCAAAAUUAUACGUGUUGAGGGAUCAACAAUCAAAGAGGAAACCGAUCUACGAGCUGGAAUUAUUUCCUAUGCGACAACGCAUGAUUUGACCGCCGCAACACACGAUCAACUCAAUAUCAGGGCGGUAAAGUGGUCGCAUGGCGUGCUAGAUUCAACCAUCAUAACGGCGUCUGGGAAUGGGAGAAUUACAGUAUAUGAUCUCAAUCAUGGAGGAGAGGGGUAUGAGGUGGCGCGCAUACAAGAGCACGCCCGACAAGUUCACAAACUCGCUAUAAACCCAUUCAGAUGUAAUUGGCUUCUCUCUGCUAGUCAAGAUGGGACAGUACGCAGUUUCGAUUUACGAACUCCCCCGGCUGGACGACAUGGUCACAAUCCUGCUUUCAGAACAUCACAAAUUUUCAAAUGUAAUGCAGAUGCGGUGCGGGACGUAAAAUGGUCGCCAACAGAUGGCAUGGAGUUUGCAUGUUGCACAGACUCAGGCUCAGUUCAGAAAUGGGACAUGAGAAAGACUGGUGCGCCACUACUCAAAAUUCCUGCCCAUCAGACCUCUUGCUCUUCAGUUUCAUGGCACCCAGAUGGAGAACAUCUUGUGAGUGGAGGUGCUGAUCAGCUGUGUCAUGUAUGGGAUUUGGGAAAGAAGGCCGACCGAAAUCAGAAACCACGAUAUACAUUUACAACUCCAGCCCCAAUAUCAACGGUAUCGUGGAGGCCUGCCUGCUGGUCAGCAACAGCUCAAGGAUACAGAGCGGCGCAAGUUGCUGUCGCAUAUGAUGACUCUAGCGCUACGAAGACGCAAAAUUCAACAGUUCAUCUCUGGGACCUCGCUAGACCAUCUCUGCCCUUCAAAGUAAUUGAGCAAUGGGGUAGCGCUCCAACUGGCUUGUUGUGGAGCUCAAGAGACCUUUUAUGGAGUGUUGAUAAAGACGGACGUUUUACCCAGACUGACGUUGCUUUCAUGCCGAAAGUCAUAGACCGUAGAAGCCUUUCUACUUUCAGUUUCUCCCCUUCUGGUGAUGUUUUAAUGAUGCUUGAAGAACGUCAAACAGCAAGAAGGCGUUCCCGUCCCACCAUCACACCCUCUGAAGUUUCUCCAAGUUUUGAUAGUGGCAGUGGACCGCUGUUGAGUGUCAGUAGAAGUGAUUCUGAAGAAGACGUUGUUGGCAGCUUCCUGGGAUCAAGACCACGAAAAACUAAAAAAAGACGAAACAGUACAAAGUCAUUUAGCUCUACACCACCCACUACCACAGGAAUGGCUGAACACAAGGUCAUGCCCUUGGAUGAUGCGGUGAAAACAACGGGAAUCUACAAAUCUCAACAAGUGAUGGCCGUUGGCCAUGCCCCUGGUACUACAAAGCGUGUGACAUAUCGACAUCUUUCAAGUGGAUAUCUGAUACUCUUAGACAAGUAUAUACGUCAAGAAUCAAAGCCUGGCGACCCUAGUGUUCAGUUAGCACACCUCACCAAUAGUUUUGCGGAAAUAUCUGAAGGUGUUGGCCAUUAUCGUCUGGCUCAAACAUGGAGACUUCUUGGUUACACUGUUGGUCUCCUUCUCACAAGACGUGCAGAAUAUCAUCGACAACAGAGGCUCCUGCCAGAGACUCCCCCAAAGAAUGAACAAGCUUCAGAACCGCCGAUUGCACCCAAGCCCCGUGGUCAUGAGAUUCGGAGGAAACGAAGAGGCUGGGAGACUCCUCAAAAGAAAAGUCGGGCUCCUAGUCCUGUUCCAACUCCUCCUCGACACCAUUCAGCAAUCACCAUUAUACCGGACGAUAUAGAAAGCACUUCAAACGUGGCCACUCCUCUCGUACGCCCUGUCCGUGACCAAAUUGUAUCGCAGACAAGAGAAGCAAUGCAUACAUCGAUAAACGUAGACGACGACGUUCUGAGCCUCUCCACAACGCUAUUACCCUCAACGCCGAGUCCAAUACCUGUUCCUGGUGCAGUACAAAAUAACGUCGAGAGCUCUCCUAGUAUAGAUGAUUAUGAUUUUUAUGGAAUCGACUCGGUUUCUCCAGUGGUUAAUUUUAAUGCCCCACAAAGAAAGCCCCCUCUAAGGCUCGAUUAUCCAAUUGAGCGCGAUUCGCAACCGAUCAUACAUCCACUUCAGCGCCAUGAUUCUGGUGAGAGCUUUCAAAUGUUUUCAACGUCAAGUGAUUCGCAGCAAACCAAAUUCCUAAGCUCCUCAACCAGUGAUCAAGGACAACCACAAGGUGUUUCAUUAAGGGAUCGAGUUUCGACUUGGGAAAAUAGUCUUUCAUCUCAGCCUAGACGUCGCCUCGACUCAGAAACCCUUACAGAUGCUACUGAUGUCACUGAUGGUAGUUCGGUCGUACAAACUGCAACAAGUUCUGUUGCCGCCAGCACAGAGGGCCAUGGUGGGGUUUCUUUUGAUCCGGCAGUCCCACCGGUUUUUCACUUACAAGAACCGUCAUUGCAAUCAGAAACCCAGGCGAUCGAAUUGAAGCCCGUUGAAGUUCCUCCUGCCAGCCCGGUCGCCACGGAGAAGCCACCUGCCGACCCCAACAUCAUCGAAUCUGACUUCCUACCCCAGCCCAAUGAUCCUGGAUUCUCAUUUGCUCCUCUUGAUCCCAUAACUUUACUUGAGCGGUCCAUAGAAUUCGAAUGCCAAAGUGGUUCCCUAACUGCUGCUAUAAUGGUCCUCCUCUUUGUCCCCCUUCUUCCUCCAGACACCAUCGAUCCUAUUUGGGCCAACGCAAUUAUGGGACAAUACCACCAUCGACUUACGCAACUCCUACUCUUCGUCGAAGCUGCCAUGCUGCGUAAUCUUUGUGUGUCAAGAUACCCAUCCGUAUUUGCCAUGUCACAGCAGAAUGUCAAUUUUGGGUUCUUCUGCACCGAAUGUGAAAAGCCCUUCGAUAACGACCCCUUGAUCCCUAAUUCUCAGUGGUGGUGUCCGAGAUGUAGGGGUCCUAUCGACGGUUGUCCGAUAUGUAAACAUAGGGAGUUACAAGAUGUCAACGGUUAUGAGGGAGAGGAUGAAGAGGCUUCGAAAUUGAAUUUAUGGUGGUAUUGUCCUGGCUGUGGCCAUGGAGGCCAUGCGGCUUGUAUGGAGGCUUGGCAUGGACCUUCCAAUUCAUCAUCAUCAAAGUCCAAAAUCAAUACAAGCAAUUCUUCUAUGGAACGUCCGACGAACUCAGAUGGCUGUUGUCCACUUGAAGGAUGUUUGCACCCUUGCCUUCCUGGUCCUUGGCGUACAGAAUUCUAUAAUCAGAAGAAGGCUAUAAAGGGGAGGGAAAUGAAUGCUGCGAUCAGGGAGAGUUCUCGAUUGACCCCUAUGGGGAGGGGAGCUGCACUCGGCAGGGGGAUUGUAAGAAGAGAUGAUAAAGAAGUCACGCAAAGUAAGGCUGUUGAGGGGGUGAGAAUUGCUUUGGGUGUACGCGUAGGAGGGGAGGGAAGGUUGGAGAGGAAGAAGAGUGUUAAGCUCGUUAUUCCCGGAGAGGAUGGAGCUUGA